UUGUCUUAUAAUGCAAUGAAUCCAACGAUGAUGAAUUCAACGUCCACGCAAUUCGUUCCAUCAAGACGGAUGGGGAUAUACGAGCCAAUCCAUCAAAUGAGUAUGUGGGGAGAUUUCAAAGGUAACAACUGUCUCGAUGCAUCUACCCCGAUGAUUCUGGAGGUCGACCCCAAACUAGACAAUCAGUCAGAGGAUACUUCACAUGGAACCGUUGGACAUUCGAAUAAAUACGACCAAGAAGCAAGUAAACCUCCCGAUAAGGUGUUGAGGCGUCUAGCACAGAACCGUGAGGCUGCUCGUAAAAGUCGUCUAAGGAAAAAGGCCUAUGUUCAGCAGUUAGAAAGCAGUAAACUAAGACUAAUUCAGUUAGAGCAAGAGCUUGGCCGAGCCCGGCAACAGGGGAUGUACACUGGAAGUGCUUUAGAUGCUAGUCCGCUAUCUUAUGCUGGCAGUAUGAAUCCAGGGAUUGCUACGUUCGAACUGGAGUAUGGACACUGGGUGGAAGAGCAGGAUAGGCAGCUAGCUGAUCUGAGGAACGCUUUGCAAUCGACAGAAACGGGAGACGUGGAGCUGCGAAUAUUCGUUGAUGGCGGACUUAGGCACUAUUGCGAUCUUUUCAAAAUGAAAGCCACAGCUGCGAAGACCGAUGUUUUCUAUCUCAUGUCUGGCAUGUGGAAAACCUCGGGCGAGCGCUUUUUCUUCUGGAUUGGCGGAUUUCGGCCUUCUGAGCUUCUAAAGGUUCUCUUACCACAUUUGGAGCCGUUGACUGAGCAACAACGUUUGGAUCUUGGAAAUCUCGCGCAAUCGUGCCAGCAAGCAGAGGACGCGUUAUCACAGGGGAUGGACCGGCUCCACCAAAUUCUCGGGGCAGCAAUAGCCAAACAGCUCGGAGAAGGGAAUUACCUCCCGCAGGUCGGUGCUGCCAUUGAGAAGUUGGAUGAUCUGGCCAGGUUCGUCGGUCAGGCAGACCAUCUGAGGCAGGAAACUCUGCAGCAGAUUUCGCGGAUCCUGACCACCCGGCAGGCAGCUCGGGGGCUUCUUGCUUUGGGCGAGUACUUUCAACGUCUCCGGGCGUUGAGCUCGCUUUGGUCUUCGCGGCCUCGUGAAUCGUCGUAGCUUGCCGGAGCUGUCAUCACCUAUGUGGUGGUGUGUAUAUUUAGCUAGCAUAAUGUUUGUGUGCACAUUUUUGAUCGAAGAUUUGUAAAUAUAAUUAGAUGAUUUAUCAGGAGGAAGCGUAGGGGUGGGUAGGUACGGUAUACCUUACCGAAACAACCAUGCCGUACCAAAAUUCGGUAUACCAUACUUUUGCGGUAUACCUGACUUUCAAUAUCAAUAAAAAUAGAAUAUUUGAGUUUUUAUAA
Messenger RNA from Salvia splendens (bonfire salvia), 1361 nucleotides. Its product is annotated as TGACG-sequence-specific DNA-binding protein TGA-1A. Gene Ontology annotation, molecular function: sequence-specific DNA binding; DNA-binding transcription factor activity. Lineage: Eukaryota; Viridiplantae; Streptophyta; Magnoliopsida; Lamiales; Lamiaceae. The transcript is spliced from 9 exons. The record is from RefSeq and is a predicted model, not a curated record. The coding region runs from base 16 to 1116 and encodes 366 amino acids. Gene Ontology annotation, biological process: regulation of DNA-templated transcription; DNA-templated transcription.